This is a messenger RNA of Jaculus jaculus (lesser Egyptian jerboa), 954 nucleotides long. RefSeq names its product olfactory receptor 10H2-like. Gene Ontology annotation, molecular function: G protein-coupled receptor activity; olfactory receptor activity. Gene Ontology annotation, biological process: G protein-coupled receptor signaling pathway. The record is from RefSeq and is a predicted model, not a curated record. The coding region runs from base 4 to 954 and encodes 316 amino acids. Lineage: Eukaryota; Metazoa; Chordata; Mammalia; Rodentia; Dipodidae. Gene Ontology annotation, cellular component: membrane. The transcript has a single exon.
GCCAUGGUGGGGCUCAACUACACCUCUCUGCCCGACUUCAUCCUCGUCGGCUUCUCCACCUUCCCGCAGCAGCUCCUGCCUGUUUUCUUCUUGCUGUUCCUCUUGAUGUAUCUCUUCACGCUGCUGGGCAACCUGCUCAUCAUGGCCACCAUCUGGAGCGAGCGCAGCCUGCACACGCCCAUGUACCUCUUCCUCUGCGCCCUCUCCAUUUCCGAGAUCCUCUACACCUUUGCCAUCAUUCCCCGCAUGCUGGCCGACCUGCUCUCCACCCACCGCUCCAUCGCCUUCCUGGCCUGUGCCGGCCAGAUGUUCUUCUCUUUCACCUUCGGCUUCACCCACUCUUUGCUGCUCACCGUCAUGGGCUACGACCGCUACGUGGCCAUCUGUCACCCGCUGCGCUACAAUGUGCUCAUGAGCCCCCGGGGCUGUGUCUUCCUGGUGGCCUGGUCCUGGGCCGGUGGCUCUGCCGUUGGGCUGGUGGUCACGACCUCCAUUUUCUGCCUCAACUUCUGUGGAUCCAAGGAGAUCCAGCAUUUCUUGUGUCACGUGCCCCCUCUGCUGAAGUUGGUCUGCGGGAGGCAUGUGCCGGCCGUGGCCCUGGGCGUGGGUCUGGUGUGCAUCACGGCCCUCCUGGGCUGCUUCCUCCUCAUCCUCCUCUCUUACGCCUUCAUCGUGGCCACCAUCUUGAAGAUCCCGUCAGCCGAGGGCCGCCACAAAGCCUUCUCCACGUGCGCAUCCCACCUCACGGUGGUGAUCGUGCACUAUGGCUUUGCAUCGAUCAUCUAUCUCAAGCCCAAGGGCCCUCAUUUCCAAGAAGGCGACACCCUCAUGGCUACCACCUACACGGUCCUCACACCCUUCCUGAGCCCCAUCAUCUUCAGCCUCAGGAACAAGGAGCUGAAGAACGCCAUGAAGAAGAAAUUUCUCAGGGAAUUCCGCUCCUCUGACAGCUAG